UGCAUUAUUUAUUUUUUAUUUUUUAGAUAUGAUAAUUGUAACAGAUGGUAUUGUUGGAAAUACUGAUGUUCAUGUCUUAGAUUCUGUUAUACAACAAUUACGUGCAACAACAAUCGCAUGCAGUUUUCUACAUGUUGGAAGUACAUAUCAUCCACAUUGUGCUGAUGGCUUAAUCCCAUAUCAAGAUUUAUUACAUUUCAUUGCAAAAGCUACUUUGGGUACUUAUAUGUCUUUUAUUCCGUAUUCUGUACAUAUGAAUGGAACAGAAAUGAAUAUUUAUCAUAAAAACUUCUUAUGUUGGCAAUUAUAUCGUAAAGAUUGUUGUAAUCUUAUUGUACCAGAUUAUUCAAAUUGGCAUUCUACAAAUUUAUUAUUUUAUGAACAAAAAUCAACACAACUUUUACAAAAAAAACAAAUUGAAGAUAAAGUUACUUGUACAUUAAGCAGUCUAUUAUGUUGUCGACUUCGAGAAGGAUAUUUGAUAAAACGUGCUAAUGUGAGAGAUGAAAUACUUGAAAUUUGUUUUGUAUUAUUAUGGAAAUCCAGUGUUUUACUGGAAUACAUAGUAACAUGUCCUUGGUUAACAAAAUCAUUAUCUGCAUCUAAUACAAUACAAUAUACAAUUUCAAUAGAAGCUCCUUAUGAAUUCUUACAUGAUAUCACAUGUUUAUCGAAAAAACCGUUAAAAUCGCAAUAUCGACAAGGCGUUGUUAAUCGGUUUUGGGCAACUUUAACAUCUCUAACAGAAGGUGACAGUAUGCUUGCACACUUUAGCUGGUUUCCAGAAUUUGGAUGGACGUGGUAUAGUGUACCAGAUACUAUUAGAAGCGGCAUGCCAGUUUUUUAUCUAUCAGCUUAUCCUUCACCUAGUACAGUGCAACUUAGUGAUGCUGCGUGUCCACAAUUUGGACAAAUUUGGCAACCUGUAGUGUCUUUGAAUCCUUUACAAUGGGCUCGAUGGAUGCAUACACAAAGAGUAACAUUGAUUUUAUCACAUGAUAGACCACUGCCAAGACAUUUACAUCAAGCAAAUCAAAGUGGUCGUUUUCAAUGUGUUCAAAGUCGUCAAGCCGCUGCUGUUCUUUAUGCUAUGUUAAAAAAUUGGGCAACUUUCGUUCUUGUUGAAAAUCAUACAUACGUACAAUUUAUUUAUCGAGAAGCUGAUAAACCUCCAGUUUCGUUCUCAUUAAUUCGUAUUAAUUGCAAAGCACUUUGUGUAAUUCUUAACAUUGCAUUUGCAGCUGGAACAGAAGGAGUUGUUCGACACAAUGUUGUUGUUGAUCUUUUAGAUAGAUUAUCUAAACUUACUUUACCAAAUAGACCUACAGAACAAAAAGAAACACCAUCUUGUACUAUAAUUCAUAAGUCUUUAGAAAAAAUUUUAAUUAGAUAUGAACGAAUGCCAACGGAUUUGAAUUCAAUUAUAUUUCCCGAUGGGAUUCAAACUAUAUCGAAUAGACUUACGCCAAUGUUAGGUGGUAUUUUGACAACUAGUUUGUCUAGAUAUUUGUACCAUAAUCGGUGGAUUUGGCAUGUAAAACGACCUUUCGUACAAACUAUUCCUGGAAUUAUAUUACCGAGAUUAAAUAUAACUGCAAUCGCAAGAAUUCUUUCUACAAUUACAAAAAUACGUUUAGCUGAGGGCUUCAAUUUCACAUAUUCAGCAGCAGGUAUUAUAAAUAUGGUUCUUGAAGUACAAAUGCAAGGAGUUGGUGAAAAUGAUACAUCAUAUCCGUGUAUCAUUCAAUAUAUUUUGUUUCCGCCACAUAUUGCGUCCAAUACGACAUUAGAACGUGAUAGUACAUCAGAAGAAGAUACUGAUGAAGGUACUGCAGAUGGCGAAGUAAGUGUAGAAGAUGUUGAAGGUUCUGGUGAUUUUCAAAUUAUUUCUGAAAUUUGGAUUGAACCUCAAUGUGGUUAUUCUCAACUACCUGCACAAUCUACAGCAAUGUAUUUGCAUCAUUUGCAAUAUUAUGAGAUUCCAGAUGCAGUAAGUAUAUACAUUUUGCAUUUAAUUUUUUUAUUGUUCAAUUAAAAUCAAUUGAAUUUG
Molecule: messenger RNA, 2050 nt
Organism: Apis dorsata (giant honeybee)
Lineage: Eukaryota; Metazoa; Arthropoda; Insecta; Hymenoptera; Apidae
Product: KICSTOR complex protein SZT2-like
Exons: 6
Coding region: 29-2035 (668 amino acids)
Cellular component (GO): peroxisome
Source: RefSeq, a predicted model, not a curated record